AUGGGUUCAAAAAAAUACAUUGGUUCAAGAGGAAGCAAACCAUCGUCAUCAGGGCUGCCAAAAGUUUCAGGUUUAAGGCUACAGCAAGAAAACAUGCCUCAUCUUCCACAGGAAAUAAUAAAUUCUGAAAUCCUUCCCCGGCUUCCAGUCAAAUCACUGUUGAGAUUCAGAUGCGUAAAUAAGCUCUGGAAUUCUACGAUAGUUGAUCCGAGAUUCAAUCGUCACAAUGCUAGAUCUAUGGCAGUUUUCAUGUCAGCAGACCUUCGCGCCUACCUACCCUCCCUAAAAUUGCCUUGGUUGCAAUCCAUUGAAAAAUUGCCUGGGUUGAAAUUCACUGAUGAGGAAGGCUCCAUCCAACGAUUCCCUUUGGUGAAACUCGUGAGGGAUAACAAAGGGUUUAUUGGGGGUUCGUGCAAUGGUUUAUUGCUUGUGAUUCUUGGAUCUUCUUUCUAUUUGUGGAAUCCAUCGACUGCAUACUUUUGCCACGUGCUCGAACUAGAUUAUCUAGAUGGUCUUGCGUCUGUAAGCAUUACAGGGUUAUGCUAUGACUCGUCCUCUGAGGAUUAUAAAGUAGUUGUAAAGCUUAAGCUUCCGGUGAAGAAUUUUGGCAAAUCUGUCUUGGUAGCUGCUUUGAAAGACAAACGUUGGAAAGGGUUGAAGUUUCCUCAUAGUGGUUGGGGUCGAGGACGGGCAGUUCUUUGCAAUGGAAUUCUGCACUGGGAAUGGGAUGUUUACAGACCUGAUAUGGUAAAUAGUAAGAGGAUUAUUGGUUUUGAUCCAAAGACUGAUCAAAUCGUUGAGGUUCCAUUGCCUCAGUGCAAGAAUAGGGAAGACAGUGUGAUACUUGGUCUGGGAAUUAUAGAAUGCUAUCUUUGUACGGUUCAAUGGGAUAAUCCCAGUUAUUUUAAGGGGAAUUUUCAGUUAAUGGUGAUGAAAGAGUAUGGUGUCAAAGAAUCGUGGACUCCCAUGUUUGAAAUAGUGCGAGAAUUUCCUGCAUUAUUAAUUUCUAGCCGGAUGAUCCCUUUGAUGCUUAAUAAAAAUGGUGAACUGUUAAUGAUCAUCAACUACCAAAGGAUUGUUAGUUACAAUCCACGAACAGCUGAAUACAAAUCCAUACUACCUAGCACACAGUUUGUAGCGUAUUCAGCUGAUGUAUUUGUCGAAAGUUUAAUUUCCCCUGCUGGCUAUGAUUGGAAGAAAACGCUUUAA
Messenger RNA from Coffea eugenioides, 1209 nucleotides. Its product is annotated as F-box protein CPR1-like. The transcript has a single exon. Bases 1 to 1209 code for a protein of 402 amino acids. NCBI's taxonomy places the organism in Eukaryota, Viridiplantae, Streptophyta, Magnoliopsida, Gentianales, Rubiaceae. Gene Ontology annotation, molecular function: protein binding. The record is from RefSeq and is a predicted model, not a curated record.